UCCUCUCCUCCGUCCCCGCCUCCCCUGUGGGCGCCCCUGCCUCCGCCUCUGCCCACCCGGCCCAGUCCCUUACAACUGCCCCAGGACCGCUCCGGGGAAGCCGCUGCACAACAGACAGCUACCAGGUUGCCCCUCUCUGCUUCAGCUAGCAAGACUUGAGUUAGACAAGCAGAAGCAUACGCCUCCCUGCCUCAUGGCGACAGAAAACGGAGCAGUUGAGCUGGGAAUCCAGAGUUCAUCAACAGACAAGGCACCUCAAGGUGCAGCAGGUGAAGGACCCCCGGCUACAGAGAAAGAUCCUGGCCUCCCAGACCCACAGAAGGAACCUGGCUCCCUAGACCCACAGAAGAAAACUGGCCCCCCAGACCCAAAGAAGGAACCUGGCCCCCCAGAUCCAAAUAAUGAACCUACUCCCCUAGAUCCAAAGAAAGAACCUGGUCCCCUAGAUUCAAAGAAGGAACCUGGCCCCCCAGACCCAAAAAAGCAAACUGGCCCUCCAGACCCAAAGAAGGAACCUGGACCCCCAGAUUCAAAGAAGGAACCUGGCCCCCCCAAAUCAAAGAAGGAACCUGGCCUCCCAGACCCAAAGAAGGAACCUGGCCCCCCAGAUUCAAAGAAAGAAACUGGCCCCCCAAAAUCAAAGAAGGAACCUGGCCCCCCAGACCCAAAGAAAGAAACUGGCCCCCCAGAUCCAAACAAGGAACCUGGCCCCCCAGAUUCAAAGAAGGAACCUGGCCCCCGAGAUUCAAAGAAGGAACCUGGCCCCCCAAAAUCAAAGAAGGAACCUGGCCCCCCAGACCCAAAGAAAGAAACUGGCCCCCCAGAUCCAAACAAGGAACCUGGCCCCCCAGAUUCAAACAAGGAACCUGGCCCCCCAGAUUCAAAGAAGGAACCUGGCCCCCCAGACCCAAAGAAGGAACCUGGCCCCCCAGAUCCAAAGAAGGAACCUGGCCCCCCAGAUUCAAAGAAAGAACCUGGCCCCCCAGAUCCAAAGAAGGAACCUGGCCCUCCAAAAUCAAAGAAGGAACCUGGCCCCCCAGACCCAAAGAAAGAAACUGGCCCCCCAGAUCCAAACAAGGAACCUGGCCCCCCAGAUUCAAAGAAGGAACCUGGCCCCCCAGAUUCAAAGAAAGAACCUGGCCCCCCAGACCCAAAGAAGGAACCUGGUCCCCCAGACUCAAAGAAAGAACCUGGCCCCCCAGACCCAAAAAAGCAAACUGGCCCCCCAGACCCAAAAAAGCAAACUGGCCCCCCAGACCCAAAGAAGGAACCUGGCCCCCCAGACCCAAAGAAGGAACCUGGCCCCCCAGACCCAAAGAAGGAACCUGGCCCCCCAGACCCAAAGAAAGAACCUGGUCUACCCACCCUGAAGAAAGGUGACAAAGUCCCUGCCUCAGAGAGAGGGGAUGAUGCCCCAGCCCAACCCUCAACUGGCAGCCAGGGCCCCGAGGGAGAAGGCGACUUGGGUGAGUGUCCUGCGGAAGGCAGUGUGGGGCAGCCGGCAGCCCUGCCCCAGCAGACCCAGACUCCAGAAGUGGGGGCCGGUGUCAAGAAGCCCAACGAGGACGACAAUCAGGGGACCUCGGGCAGCCAGGAUCCCGGAGAGCCCAAGGCGGGAAAGAAGGCGGCAGAGGGCCGAGCAGGGGCCAAGAGUGGCUUACCCGCCUUUUCACACAGCCCCAGCUGCCCCGCCGUCAUCUCCAGCCCUGAGGAGCUGCUGGCCGAGAAGCCCCCAAAUGAGGCAUCGGAGCUCAUUUUUGAAGGGGUGCCCAUAACCCCCGGCCCCACGGAUCCCGAACCAGCCAGGGAAGCAGAAGAAGGGAAAAACAUCCUGGGAGGCAGCCAGGAGGAAGCAGGAGAGAAGGCUUCAGGCCAGGCUGGCCAGGCCAAGGUGCAAGGGGACACCUCGAGGGGGAUCGAGUUCCAGGCUGUGUCCCCGGAGAGAUCGGAGGUGGGGCAGGCCUUCUGUCCCACAGCCAGGGAGGAGGACUGCUUCCAGAUUUUGGACGAUUGCCCACCACCCCCGGCCCCCUUCCCCCACCGCAUUGUGGAGCUGAGGACGGGGAAUGUCAACAGUCAAUUCACCAUGAACUCCAAGGAUGCGCUGGGCGGGGGCAAGUUUGGAGCGGUCUGCACCUGCACAGAGAAAGCCACGGGCCUCAAGUUGGCAGCCAAGGUCAUCAAGAAACAGACACCCAAAGACAAGGAAAUGGUGAAGCUCGAGAUCGAGGUUAUGAACCAGCUGAACCACCGCAAUCUGAUCCAGCUGUACGCAGCCAUUGAGACGCCACAGGACAUCGUCCUGUUCUUGGAGUACAUCGAGGGCGGCGAGCUCUUCGAGAGGAUUGUGGAUGAGGACUAUCAGCUGACCGAGGUGGAUACCAUGGUGUUUGUCAGGCAGAUCUGCGACGGGAUCCUCUUCAUGCAUAAGAUGCGGGUUCUGCACCUGGACCUCAAGCCAGAGAACAUCCUGUGUGUCAACACCACGGGCCACUUGGUGAAGAUCAUUGACUUCGGCCUGGCACGGAGGUAUAACCCCAACGAGAAGCUGAAGGUGAAUUUUGGGACCCCAGAGUUCCUGUCACCUGAGGUGGUGAAUUAUGACCAAAUCUCCGACAAGACAGACAUGUGGAGUCUGGGGGUCAUCACCUACAUGCUGCUGAGUGGCCUCUCCCCCUUCCUGGGAGAUGAUGACACAGAGACCCUGAACAAUGUUCUGUCUGGCAACUGGUACUUUGACGAGGAGACCUUCGAGGCUGUGUCAGAUGAGGCCAAAGACUUCGUCUCCAACCUCAUCGUCAAGGACCAGGGGGCCCGUAUGAGCGCCGCCCAGUGCCUCGCCCACCCCUGGCUCAACAACCUGGCGGAGAAAGCCAAGCGCUGUAAUCGACGCCUCAAGUCCCAGAUCUUGCUUAAGAAAUACCUCAUGAAGAGACGCUGGAAGAAAAACUUCAUUGCUGUCAGCGCUGCCAAUCGCUUCAAGAAGAUCAGCAGCUCGGGGGCACUGAUGGCACUGGGGGUCUGAGCCCCAGGAGCGGCUGAGGCCUGGAUGCAGCUGCACAGUGGCCAGGGCUGAGGCCGCACAGCCCAGAAGGCCGGAGCAGAUGGGCCAGACCCCAGGCUGGGCUGGCCAGGACAAGGCUGCACCAGGCUGGGAGGCUCGGGGCUCCCUGCGCCCCCACGCAGUGACUGCUUCCCCGAUGACAGCCACCUCGGAUGAGGUCUGAAUCCAUCCUGCUAACGCCUGCCCAGACGGGGCUCCGGCCCUUUGGCCGCAGUCCAGACACCACGGGCCUGUCGGUCCCUCCCUGGCUCCCUCCUCUUGGAACCACUGCCCUGCCCUGCUCGGCCCCACCUGGGCAUCCCUGGCCCGGGCUCGCUCCUAGCUGAAGUAGGAGGGCUCGGGGUCCCAGUGUGGGGGGCUCCUGUGGCUGUGGAUGGGAGGCUCUUGGUGGGGCAGGAAGGCAACAAAGCCGAUUCCUGAGGCCCAGCUGCUGGGGAGACAGAGCAGGCUUUGUGAAGAAGGAUCUUCAUGCCCUGCCCACCUCCCCACACCCAACAGAUAAGGCCCAGCACACACCAUCUGGCCAGGUCCCACUCCCGCCCACCUUCCUUGCCGACCACCAACACACAGGAACUCCGUGUGAGAGAGAGGACGCCCGGCCCAGGCCUGGCGGAGGGGGUGGGGAGGGGCCUGGGGGACACGGGAGACCACCCUUGAGCUAGCUAGAGGGCCAAGCCGGCUCAUCCCAGCCAUUCUAGGCCCCCAUGCCAGGGGGUAUGGUCACCCUUGGGCCUCAGAGGGUAGGGUCAGCAGGCCCAGGAGGAGUGGGAAGGCCGUGGGGUGGCCCCCAACCUGCUCUCAGCUUGUGCCUUGUAAAUAAAUGUACAGGUUGG
Messenger RNA from Phyllostomus hastatus (greater spear-nosed bat), 3897 nucleotides. RefSeq names its product myosin light chain kinase 2 (gene MYLK2). Bases 194 to 3025 code for a protein of 943 amino acids. The transcript is spliced from 13 exons. Gene Ontology annotation, biological process: protein phosphorylation; positive regulation of apoptotic process; intracellular signal transduction. Gene Ontology annotation, molecular function: protein serine/threonine kinase activity; ATP binding. Gene Ontology annotation, cellular component: cytoplasm; nucleus. The record is from RefSeq and is a predicted model, not a curated record. NCBI's taxonomy places the organism in Eukaryota, Metazoa, Chordata, Mammalia, Chiroptera, Phyllostomidae.